Molecule: messenger RNA, 1526 nt
Organism: Rhincodon typus (whale shark)
Lineage: Eukaryota; Metazoa; Chordata; Chondrichthyes; Orectolobiformes; Rhincodontidae
Product: V-set domain-containing T-cell activation inhibitor 1-like
Exons: 5
Coding region: 34-693 (219 amino acids)
Biological process (GO): positive regulation of T cell proliferation; cellular response to lipopolysaccharide; T cell costimulation
Cellular component (GO): external side of plasma membrane
Source: RefSeq, a predicted model, not a curated record
CGAAACGUUAAUUCUUGUUUUUUUUCUUCAUAAAUGCUGCUAGAUUUGCUGAGCUUCUCCAGCAAUUUCUGUUUUUUUUUCCGGACCAGGAAGGUAAUCUGUUGGAAAGGGGCUCACUGUGUUUUCUUGUUGCAGGGACACAACGCACAGAAACUACUCCUGCUGCUGCUAAAUGUUGUUGCUGUUUCAGGUGACUCGCCUGUCCCAGUUUCUGGGUUCCUUGGGGAGCAGGUUGUGUUGCCCUGUACCUACAAAGGGAAUGUCUCAGUCUCUGAUUUACUAGUUGUCUGGGGGAGACAUGAGAGGGAAAUUGUACACCAGUUUGUUGAUGGGAAUGAUGAUUUGAGAGAACAAGACCCACUGUUCAGAAACAGAACAAACCUGUUCAAAGAUCAACUGGAAUUUGGCAACUGGUCAGUUCUGAUUGCUGACCUCAACAAGACAGACCCGGGGGAGUUUCAGUGUCACAUUUAUAAGAGAAUGGCUGCGGAUCUUUCAUUGGAACAGACUGAUCACGUCCAUCUCUUUGUAAGAGCGAGCUCCUACACCUGGACCGAACACACCUGUACCAGGUCCUGGAUUCUCCACUGGAGCAAAAGUUGGAUUGGGAAUUGGAAUCGCUGCCAUUUCAGUUGUCUUCUUUGCAAUUGGGGUUUACAAAGUCAGAAAACAAGACAGAUGGAAUUAUGUUAAAAACCCAUACUCCAACAAUCAAAAUGAAGCAUCGAAUGGUAUCCCUUUGACAGAGGUGACCUGUUCAGGUGAAGCACGGAGCCUUGUACCAACAGCACCUGAGCAUCAGGAUGGAGCGGCUGGAGAACAAAACCUUCUGGGGAACGGGGCUGUCCAGCACUAAGUGAGUUACCCCAGGCAUUGAGCCUGGCUCAGGGAGGGGGAAAUCAGCCCAGUAUUGUGGUGAUCGAGUGAUUGCUGGUGCAAAGUCUGAGCUCAGGAUUGGGAUCAACAGUCAAUUCCCACCUUGCACAAACCCUUCUGAGCAGCACCAUCUCAGGAUGGAACAUCCCAGUGGAAGUGUUAUCUUCGAUUCUGUGCACUAUAUCAGUGUUCCUGUUAUAUACCUUGUGCAAAGCCAGGUUCUGUAUUACCUGAACUCUAACUGAAACACUAAUGCUGUUACAUAUUUUUCUCAGGUAAUUUCCUCAUUUACGACUUAAUUUCUAAUUUACUAACUUCUUCGUGUGGGUGAUGCUGCCAGGACCCCAUUUGUAUUCCAUUUUGACUUGCGCCAUUGCAGUCCUUGUAGUGAUGGUGCUCCCACAGUGGGCUUCAGAAACUUUCUCUGCAGCAUCAUCUACUGGGCAAAGCCAGGAACUACAGCAUUGCCAGCAACUGUUUCAUAUCAGGAUUCAGAUUCUGGAUGUUUACACGUUGAAAAUGCCUCUUGCCAACAAUUGUACAGAUUAUAUGUCCUGUAAAUGUGACUGUUAAUUUUCUACAUAAAUAUUUUGUUUCCAAUCCUAUUUUGAUAUAUUUUGUUUAUGAAUAAAAUAUUUAAAAAUAUUUUA